This is a messenger RNA of Owenia fusiformis, 1612 nucleotides long. Lineage: Eukaryota; Metazoa; Annelida; Polychaeta; Sabellida; Oweniidae. The record is from the annotation of a GenBank genome assembly.
UUAUCAAAGAAUUAAAAGUACAAUAUCACAAGGAUGAUUCGUGUUAUUUAGAACAUGUUUAUCGGUGAUAAACCAACGCACUGCCGUUCGAUAGCAAACACUAGUCUUGGUCUUCAAUCACGAAGGAAAUUAGCUUCGAUUUCGACAUGACUGUGAAAUAAUGGCUUCGGAAUAUUGUGUAUUUCUUUAAGGUAAUGGCGCAAUGGAUGGUUCCACAGUAGAAGAAGUGCAGUUUGAAUCGGACGCUACCGUGAUCAUAUUUACCGUACUUUCAACAUUAUUGUGUGCAAUAUCAGUACUUACAAACUCCCUGACGACCAUAAUUGUUAUAUAUCUUCCAAAGCAAACGCCGUUCUCGAAAUUAUUUGUAAAUCUUGCGAUUUGUGAUAUUCUCGGAACAUUUGCAAUCUAUAUAGGAGAUGGAUUCUACAGAGCGGGGAUACAUUGGAAUUUGUUGAGCUUGGAAAGACUUAAUUCAAUAUUUAUAGUUGCUGGUAUAUGCUUUAACCUGCUCUUUCUAACUUCAACCGUAACAUUGCUCGUGUUUGCAAUCAUGCGUUUUAUCGCAAUCAAAAAACCGCAUUUGUUUAAGUUAUACUUUGCAAGUUCAAAGAAAAUUCUUAUCUAUAUCUGUCUAUGUUGGAUAAUUUCUACUUGUGUGGCAUUUCCAAGCAUAAUCUGCGAAUAUACCGCAAAAGAAAAAUGUGGAGGAAUCCACAAACAGAGUCAAAACUCAAGUAACUUCUUUAAUACAACCUUUCAAAUCGAGGACAACCUCACAAACUUUCUAAUCGAGGACAACCUUACAAACUUACAAAUCAAUGACGUCACAAUUAACAAUAUUACUGAUGAGCAGCAGCAGUCAUGUCCAACCGAGGCAGCAUAUGUAGUCUGCUACCAAUGGAAGUAUAGUUGGGCCGUUGGAAAAGGUCUCAUCCUUAUUAUCAUAGUGCUUUUGUAUAUCUACGUGUCUCGCGAUUUAUUUAAAAGGUGCGGGUCAUUUCGAGACGAAGACUGUGCAAUGAGAAAUAGGAGAAAUGACCAACACGCCUUUAUCACCAUAGUGAUACUUAUAGUGACGAUGGUGUUGUUAGGGGUACCCUACAUCAUAGUCAAAGUUUACAGACGAGCUGUUUUUAGCCAAACAACUAUUGCAGUUUAUCAUCAUUUUAUAACAUACUUUCCAUAUAUUAAUUUUAUCCUAGAUCCGCUUGUAUACAGCAUACGAUCGCCAGAUAUAUAUGCCAAGUAUAAGUCCGUCAUUGACCAAAUAUCAUGUAAACAACGGAACCAGAGAACCGUGCAGAACGCUUAUGAGAUCGUUUCCGGGACUCACAAAGGAAAUGUCCCUAUCGCAACUGAACUUAGACAAGUGAAUUCUCUUUAACAAUUGUCAUGAUUUGUCAAAAAGUCAUCGUGUUUUUAAAUAUUGUUCAUGAUCACAGUCUAUGUACACGAGCUUAAUCAUUGGUCAGGAUUGUUGGGUUUGUUUAAUUUUCUUGAAAUGUAGAUGAAUGUUUAUUGAUACUAUGUAUUAAAUUAAGUGUUCUAACUCCAAUUAGUUUUUGAUAUAGGGCUCUAUAUUGCGUUAUUUGUUGAUCACCCCUUGUAC